Spodoptera frugiperda (fall armyworm) is the source of this 2510-nucleotide messenger RNA. RefSeq names its product chitin deacetylase 1 (gene Cda4). Gene Ontology annotation, biological process: carbohydrate metabolic process. Gene Ontology annotation, molecular function: chitin binding. The record is from RefSeq and is a predicted model, not a curated record. The transcript has 12 exons. Gene Ontology annotation, cellular component: extracellular region. Bases 69 to 1565 code for a protein of 498 amino acids. Lineage: Eukaryota; Metazoa; Arthropoda; Insecta; Lepidoptera; Noctuidae.
UGGCGAUGGCAGCGUGAGGCGCGAGCCCGGCGGCUCGGCGCAGUGCGCGCGCGCCGGUGAAAGGCGUCAUGUCGAUACUAUACGCAGUGAACAGUGUGCGGACCGCGAACGCCAUGGCCGGGUUACCUUAUAUGCGAAUAUUACUUAUUUGUGCUAUUUUAAUCAAUGGAAGCUACCAGCAGAAGGAUAAACCUGAGGACUUCGUGUGUCCUGAAGGAACACAGGGCAAUGGAAAUUUUGCUGACCCUGCCACGUGUAGGCGGUUUUACCAAUGUGUGGAUGGCUAUCCUUACUUGAACAGAUGUCCCUCUGGAUUAUAUUUCGAUGAUAUCAGCAAGUAUUGUACCUUCAAAGCUGAAGCCAGAUGCGGCCCCAUCGCCACAACUCCUGCACCAAUAACUGAAGCACCUUUGGACCUGGCUACUAAGUGUGAUCCUGCGGAAUGCCAGCUGCCAUACUGCUUCUGUUCCAAAGAUGGCACCCUCAUACCUGGAGGUCUCGAUCCAGAAGACACGCCCCAAAUGAUAAUGCUGACAUUCGACGGCGCUGUUAACUUGAACAACUUCGAACUGUACAAGAAAGUGUUCAAUGGGAAAAUCAAGAACCCUAAUGGCUGUCCCAUUAGAGGCACUUUCUUCCUGUCACACGAGUACAGUAACUACGCGCAAGUCCAAGCCCUUGCACAUGACGGUCAUGAGAUAGCGACGGGCACGGUAUCGCAGCAGCAAGGUCUCCAAGACAAAGGCUACGAAGAAUGGGCCGGUGAGAUGAUUGGCAUGCGCGAAAUUCUUGGCAAGUUUGCCAAUGUGUCGCGGUCAGAAAUCGUCGGCACGAGAGCACCCUUCCUUAAACCUGGCAGAAAUACCCAGUUCAAGGUGUUAGAGGACUUUGGUUACAUCUACGACAGUUCGGUGGGCGUGCCUCCACUGCCGAUCCCCGUGUGGCCAUACACACUCGACUAUAAGAUCGCGCACGAGUGCAAGUCAGGCACUUGUCCGACCAAGUCGUUCCCAGGUUUGUGGGAGGUCCCGUUCAACGCUCACUACGUAGAGACGUACGAGGGCGGACACUGCCCCUAUCUCGAUCAGUGUGUGCUACAUAAUCACGACUCCGAUGAGGUGCUAGAAUGGUUGCAAGAAGACUUCAGCCGGUACUACGAACAGAACCGAGCUCCUUACAUGAUGCCGUUCCACACGAACUGGUUCCAGAUUAAGGAGCUGGAGCGAGGUCUUCACAAGUUCUUGCAGUGGGCCUCUGGCUUGAAGGACGUAUGGUUUGUAACCGUUACCCAAGCCUUGACCUGGAUGACAGACCCUAAACCAGUGAAGUCUCUCAACAACUACGAAGCUUGGAGAUGUGAUCGCAAGGACUUCCCGGCGGCUCCAUGCAACUUGCCCAACAAAUGUGCACUAUCCUUCAAACCUGCUGAUACCAAUUUCACUGACACGAGGUAUAUGGAGACCUGCAGUGAUUGCCCCAACCAAUACCCAUGGCUAGGUGACUCUGGUGGGACGGGAAUUCCUGGCAAAGACAACUAUAUACCCGACAACCUUAGGAGGAAGUAGAGAGUAUGAGUAGUCCUAUAUUGACAUUAAACGAGUAUGUUAUCUAUUCAGAAUAGAUUUGCCUUAAAGUUUAAGUCUUAAAAUGAUUCAAAUGGUGUUGACAUUGUGUAUUGAGUUUGGGAUGAUAAGUAGUGCUAACAUGUUCCUUAAUAUCAUCCAUAAAGUAGAAAUAAAUUAGUAAAUAAUGCAGAAUAACAUGCACUGGAGUAAACCACUUAGAAUCCAGAGAAAUUCUGAAUGUCAGUAGAAAAUUACGCAGUGUAGUUUAAUUAGUAACAUAUAAAAAACCCUUUCUCUCACACAUACAAUUUUACUUUCAUUAAUUCAUUUUAACGCGCUGACAUAAUUACGUAAUUAAAUGUAAUGUCGAAAUGUAACUACUUAAAUGGACAAAAGUAGUCUAGACGCUAUCAUUCAAUUCUACACAGGAGUCGUUAACCAUGUCUCUGAAAUCCAGAGUCACAUUCUAUUCUGAAUAGAAAACAUACGAACAUUUUGUAUAUAUUUCGUGUUCUAAGUAAUUAAGGCAUAGUGACUAGUCGUCGCAAUUUAUUAUUUGUAAUGAUUACGCAUGAGACGUUCUUUCUAGUACUUUGUGGCGAGACAACUCGAACAAUUUAUUUAUAAGAUAUAAAAUUUCGUGUAAUUAUUAUUUGUACUUAUUGAACAGUUGCCAUGUUUUGACCAAAAUACUCCUUAACAAUGACAACACUGAGGGCGAGUUGCGUGACAAGCGAAGAUUUUUUUUUAAAUUAGCAACAUAUUUGGUCUAAAGUUUUGUUUGUAGCCCUCAAAGUUGUUAAGAAAUACCUCGAGAUACUCCUAGCUUGAUUUUACAUUAAAAUAUAUAUUAUAUAAAAUAUCUCUGAACAACAUUGGUGCUUUGUAAUGAUAAGUGGAAUAACUGUUUUCAUUGUUAACGAAUAAAAUAAUAUAUUUUAGAAA